AUGGCGCUGGGACCCCGCGGGAGGCUGCAGCGCUGCCUGCUGCUCCUGGCCGUCACCUGGGCCGCCGCUUUUGUCCCCUCGCCAGCCCAGACUUUGCAGAGGAUCGCCCUGCGGAGGAUGCCCUCCAUCCGCCAGACGCUGCAGGAGAUGGGGGUGAAGGUGCGGGAGGUGUUCCCGGAGCUGCGCCGGGGCAGGCGCGGGGCGGGGGACGCUCCCCGCAACGGCACCGCUCCCACCCCGCUCACCAACUACCUGGACACCCAAUAUUUCGGCGAGAUCAGCAUUGGGACCCCCGCGCAGACCUUCAAGGUGGUCUUCGACACGGGCUCGGCCAACCUGUGGGUGCCGUCCUACAAGUGCUCCCCGCUGUACAGCGCCUGUGUGUCCCACAGCCGCUACGACUCCUCCAAGUCGCGCACCUACAUCGCCAACGGCACCGGCUUCGCCAUCCGCUACGGCACCGGCAGCGUCAAAGGCGUCCUGAGCCAGGACAUCGUCAUGGUGUCGGACAUCCCGAUCGUGCAGGUGUUCGCCGAGGCCACGGCGCUGCCCGCCUUCCCCUUCAUCUUCGCGCGGUUCGACGGCGUGCUGGGCAUGGGCUUCCCCAGCCAGGCCAUCGACGGCAUCGCGCCCGUCUUCGACCGCAUCCUGGCGCAGCACAUCCUGCGGGAGGACGCCUUCUCCGUCUACUACAGCCGCACUUCCAAGAACACUGCCCUGAAACCCGGCGGGGAAAUCAUCCUGGGAGGCAGCGACCCGGCCUAUUACAGCGGCGACUUCCACUACCUGAACGUCAGCAGGAGCGGCUUCUGGCAGAUCAGCAUGAAGGGGGUGUCCGUGGGUGCCGAGAUCCUGUUCUGCAGGGAGGGCUGCUCGGUGGCCGUGGACACCGGGGCCUCCUACAUCACCGGCCCCGCCGGCCCCGUGUCCGUGCUCAUGAAAGCCAUCGGGGCCACCGAGGUGGCCGAGGGGGAGUACGUGGUGGACUGCGAGCGUGUGCCUCAGCUGCCCAACAUCUCCUUCCACCUCGGGGGGAAGAUCUACGGCCUCAGCGGCCCGGCCUACGUCCUGCGGCAAUCCCAGUACGGCGAGGACGUGUGCGUGGCGGCUUUCUCCGGGCUGGACAUCCCCCCUCCGGCCGGUCCGCUCUGGAUCCUGGGCGCCACCUUCAUCGGUCACUACUACACCAAAUUCGACCGGCGCCACAACCGCAUCGGCUUCGCCACGGCCCGCUGA
Molecule: messenger RNA, 1236 nt
Organism: Hirundo rustica (Barn swallow)
Lineage: Eukaryota; Metazoa; Chordata; Aves; Passeriformes; Hirundinidae
Gene: REN
Product: renin
Exons: 10
Coding region: 1-1236 (411 amino acids)
Biological process (GO): angiotensin maturation
Molecular function (GO): aspartic-type endopeptidase activity
Source: RefSeq, a predicted model, not a curated record